CUAUGCUCGCGCACAAGUGAAUCAUUCUGCCGGCAGCUACAGCCCAAAGAAACUAUCUAACUCAAAACUAGUAAAACAAAUUAUUUGAAUUACAAAAUAAACAAAAAAAAAAUUAAAUGCCAACAUGUCACAAACACCAUCAGUGCGUAUACAAAUGCCGCCAACGAAGCAAUCGGCACGGAUUGCAUUGCGUCCGCCACGUUUAAAUCUCUCCGGUGCCACCAGUCCGACUUCGAAUCAAUUGCAUCCGCCCUUAACCGGUCACCCAUUGGCCACACAUCCACAAACUGGCCUACCGUUAACGGCACAAACCAAAGAAAGCGAACAAUGGCCUUUCUUCUCGGCAUCCGAUUUCGCCAGAGGUUUCUCCGAUUUCGUGGACUUCACCAAGGCGGGCAUGAGUUUUGGCGAGAAGUUCACCUUCGGCCUGUACGAGAAAUUGAGCAAAUGGUCACGAAAAUGGUUUACACAUAUAUUCCUAUUCAUCGUGAUGGUGCUUUUUAGUGCCGGUGGUGCGAUGAUAUUUGUUGUUGUUGAAGCGCCCAAAAGUACUUCAUUAUCAUAUCAAUAAAUAAUGUGAAUUUCGAGUCCCGUAUGCCUCUUGGGCUUAAAAUUAGGAAAUGUAUGCAAGUACGAAUAAAAAUAAGUUCCUUCUACAAUACUAGAGUGCUUAUCUUGCGGGAAAUGAAGCAUUAAAGAUUAGAAGCGAAAAACGUUGCCAACAUUUUGGCGUAUUGACAUUUAAAAUCUUACCGGAAAUGGCAUUUUUUGCUGAAUUCGAGAAAAGAAAUCUGGGAUUUCCCCUAACUUCAGCACAACUUGACGAAAAAAGUCAUAUGUUAACAUGUAUAUUUUAUCAUUAGCUUAUGUGGAUCUAAGCCAUUUUAACAAAUUGGCAAAAUUGUAAAAAGAAGGUUGUUGUAUAUAAGUACGAGUAAAAGCUUUACAUACAAAAAUACAAGAG
Messenger RNA from Zeugodacus cucurbitae (melon fly), 964 nucleotides. RefSeq lists its product as uncharacterized. The coding region runs from base 125 to 571 and encodes 148 amino acids. The record is from RefSeq and is a predicted model, not a curated record. Lineage: Eukaryota; Metazoa; Arthropoda; Insecta; Diptera; Tephritidae. The transcript is spliced from 2 exons.